CACAGGGCAGGACACACUGUUGGCCCUGUGGCCACCACGUCCUGGCACCUCUCGCAGCUGGAAGUCACUGGGCCACCCAGGUGCUGAUGCUGAAGGGCUGUUCAUGGGCCAGCAGAGCUCCUGCAGCUUCCAGGAUCUGCAGCAGGCAGAGCAGCCAAAGCCUGCUCAGGCCUGGGAUUGAGCCAGCUCUGGCUGGCAUACUUGGGGUGCUGAUGGUUCCUGUUCUUCCCAGUUGACAGAGGUGCCAGCAGCAGCUGGGGCGUGCCAGAUGUCCUUUACAAUCCACAGGCCUUGAACAAUUUUGUGCCUGGAUCCAGCAUGGUGUGGGAGCCCUCAGUGAGGGUGGUGCAGCCGGUGCUGGCGGUGCCCGAGGCCGGGGGCUGCCGGUGGGGCGGCGGGGACCUCCUGCAGCAGUGCCUGUGGGCAGCGGGCAUCACCGAGCAGCUGCUGGAGGCCGAGGCCAAGCGGGACCAGCUCCCCGUGGCUUCCCACAGCGUCCCACGGAUCCUCCCCGGAGCUGGGGCCCAGCAGCCGCUCCUCCAGCCCUUGGUGCAGCACCUCGGGCCCUUCCCCGGCCUCCAGCCGGCCAUGGGACACCUGGGGGGACAGCAGGUGGUGGCCACCGCCCUGCCAUCACACCAGGUCGUGUUCCUGCCGCAGCCUCUCCAGGUGCCGCAGAGGAUCAUCCUGCAGGUGAAGCAGCCAGGCCCUACCACACUCACCCUGCUCCCCAGCCCAGCCUCCUGUGUCCUGGGGAGUGGCCAGGGGCCAAGGCCACCAGCCCACAAACCCCACUGCCACCCCCAUUCUGCCACCCCAUCACACCCUGGAGCAGCAGCACUCGUGCACAGCAGCAUCCCCACGCCCCACGCUGUGGGAAUUGAGCUGCGGCACGGUGAAAACUUCAGGGACCCAAAAUGUGGGAAAAUGGAUUAUUUUGUUUAUUUUUAAUAAAAAUUCUUGAUGGAAAGUGUCCUAAGAA
Messenger RNA from Cyanistes caeruleus (blue tit), 982 nucleotides. RefSeq lists its product as uncharacterized. The record is from RefSeq and is a predicted model, not a curated record. NCBI's taxonomy places the organism in Eukaryota, Metazoa, Chordata, Aves, Passeriformes, Paridae.